GCCAUGUAAAAAUAUUGUGUCAUGCAUAUAUUGCAGGAUUUCAUGCAAAUAUAUGAAUCAGAAAUGGAGUGACUGUGCUCUUUUUCUCAAACUUGAUCUAUGUUUCUGAAGUUGAGAAACUGAUACUCUUUUAGGUCCAGUACUCAUACUGCUUAGGCUUGUUUCAUACCCUGAAAACAUGGAGUUUCCUGACUUGGGCAAACAUUGUUCUGUAACAACUUGUAAUAUGUUAGAUUUUUUGCCCAUGAAAUGUGAUGCCUGUUCUGAAAUCUUUUGCAAAGAUCACUUCAACUACCUAAAUCAUUCUUGCAAAAAUGCGUAUAAAAAAGAUGUACAGGUGCCUGUUUGUCCUCUCUGCAACAACCCUGUUCCAUCCAAAAGAGGGGAACAGCCUGACAUUGCUGUAGGUCAACAUAUUGAUCGAGACUGUCAAGCUGAUCCAGCGAUCGCCCAAAGGAAGAUCUACACAAAUAAAUGUUUUGUAAAAGGUUGCAGGCAGAAAGAGGUUAUAAAAAUUACUUGUGAUAGCUGUAAGAAAACCUAUUGCCUAACUCAUCGUCAUCCUUCUGAUCACAAGUGCCAAGAACAAAAACCUAUGCCAGCUGCCCAAGCUGCAGGUGCUGCAGCUAUUGCCAGAGCUCAAAAAUUCAAAUUCCCGUGGACUACUAACCAAAACAGUGCCUCUGUUGUGGAAAGAAAGCAAGUGAUUUCUCCUAUGCCUGAAGUGUGUGUUAACUCAGUUCAAGGAAAGUUGUCUGAAGAUGAAGCUUUAGCUCUUGCUCUUCACAAAUCCUUGAAUGAAACAAAACCAAAAAAUGUUCAAGAGGAAGAAGACAGGCUUUUGGCUCAAGCUUUGGCAAACUGUGAAAGUGAUAGAAGAACUAAUCAGGCCCAGAGCAGCAAUAGGGACAGAAAUUGUUCUUUGUCUUAGCUAGAGCCUUAAGAGAGCUGUUUUAUGAAGAAAAUUUUCUCUGUUUUAAUUGCUUGUGCACCAUCUUUUCAUUAUUCAAUUUCAUAUUAUAUAUUUGCAAAUUUGUACAAAUGCUUUUCUUAUAUGUAUAUUUAUUUGUAUAUGGCAAU
Molecule: messenger RNA, 1080 nt
Organism: Uloborus diversus
Lineage: Eukaryota; Metazoa; Arthropoda; Arachnida; Araneae; Uloboridae
Product: AN1-type zinc finger protein 2A-like
Exons: 9
Coding region: 179-931 (250 amino acids)
Biological process (GO): protein targeting to ER; proteasome-mediated ubiquitin-dependent protein catabolic process
Cellular component (GO): cytoplasm; endoplasmic reticulum
Molecular function (GO): zinc ion binding
Source: RefSeq, a predicted model, not a curated record